Cinara cedri is the source of this 733-nucleotide messenger RNA. The record is from the annotation of a GenBank genome assembly. NCBI's taxonomy places the organism in Eukaryota, Metazoa, Arthropoda, Insecta, Hemiptera, Aphididae.
CGUCGCCGUGUGUCUACGUCACGUAUACGAUUUUACACGUAAAACGUCUCCGUGCCGAGUCGCCACCCGAGUCGCUCGACGGUACACCCGCUAGCCUAUUGUCGCGUUUCCCGCGACAAAAACCUAGUACAUUACAGCUGUUGCGUAUACUCAACGGAACACCGAACCAUCACUCGAUUUUUCCCAGUUAUAUAUACACCCGUACGAGCAACCAGGAGACUAGAGGCGGUCUUUUCGCGUUACGCGCGAAGACUUUGUGCCUGUAAGGCGUAGACACCGCGUUACGGUCAUCGUUAUGGAAGGUAAAGACCGACGGCCCGUGGCCAGAGCCGUCGACGCUCCGGACGCCGGCAAGGACAACGACGUACCGGACCGGACACCCGCGGCCGCUGCUGCCCCCGCGGCCGCUGCUGUCCCCGCGGCCGCUGCUGUCCCCGCGGCCGCUGCUGCCCCCGCCGUCGUGGUAAGCCCGGACGACUGCGACUUGUUGCACUUCAAACCGAACGUCGUGUACCGGCUCAACGGUUCCGUCUAUUCGAUUGGUAAGCAUAAUAGUUUAAUAUUGUACAUUACGCGCGAUAAUAUUACCGUCACGCGUACCGAUACGGCGCGUUUCCCGGCCGAGGUGCAGCGCGCGUACCCGCCGCAUAGUAUCGCGCCGCCUGCCACCCGGUCCCGCGUACCCGCGAGCCGCCGUCCCGGACGCGAUGCGUGUCGUAUGAUCGUAAAAUAA